This is a messenger RNA of Cadophora gregata, 1920 nucleotides long. RefSeq lists its product as uncharacterized. NCBI's taxonomy places the organism in Eukaryota, Fungi, Ascomycota, Leotiomycetes, Helotiales, Ploettnerulaceae. The transcript is spliced from 2 exons. Gene Ontology annotation, molecular function: molybdenum cofactor sulfurtransferase activity. Gene Ontology annotation, biological process: molybdopterin cofactor metabolic process. Bases 1 to 1920 code for a protein of 639 amino acids. The record is from RefSeq and is a predicted model, not a curated record.
AUGGCCUACAAUGAUGCAGUCGAAGUCUUUCGAGACACCGAGUAUCCCAUGAUGAAGGGCAAGAUUUAUCUUGACCAUGGCGGGACUACCAUCUACGCAAAGUCAUUGAUCGAGGACUUUUCGCAGAAGAUGAUUCAAAACCUUUACGGAAACCCUCAUUCGGCUUCGGAUCCUGCUAUGCUUUCUGGCCACCUGGUAGACUCCAUUCGAAUUCAGGCUUUGUCAUUCUUUGGCGCAGACCCGGAGCACUUCGACUUGGUCUUUACGGCCAAUGCUACAGCUGCUAUCAAGCUUGUUGGAGAGAGUUUCAGAGAUCUAGCAGCCAGUAACCCAAGACAACCGUCAUUUUGGUACGGCUACCACAAAGACGCGCACACUAGCAUUGUUGGAGUACGCGAAUUGUCGAACGAACGUCAUCAUUGCUUCAUAAAUGAUGAUGAAGUCGAGGAUUGGUUGAAUGAGCAAGUGGGAGUAACAGGCAAGCCAUUGAACAGUGAAGGACUACCAGGAUUGUUCGCUUAUCCGGGACAAUCUAAUAUGACCGGCAGACGACUACCCCUGGGCUGGACCAAAAGAUUGCGUGAUUGCCUCACUCCGUCCUACCAAAACACAUACUCCCUCCUCGACGCAGCUGCGCUCGCAACCACUACACAGUUGGAUCUCAGCGACCCGGAUUCUGCGCCAGAUUUCACAGCUGUCUCUUUCUACAAGAUUUUUGGAUUCCCCGACAUUGGCGCUCUCAUUGUACGCAAGAAAUCCGGGCACAUUUUGGGUUGGCGCAAGUACUUUGGUGGAGGAACCGUCAAUGGAUUGACCGUCAUCCAUGAGGCUUCGGUUCAACGAAAAGAUGUAACAUUGCAUGACGGCCUGGAAGAUGGCACUCUCCCUUUCCAUAGCAUCAUCGCUCUAGGCUGCGCGAUUGAGGUACAUCGAAGACUGUACGGAAGCAUGAAGACAAUAUCGCAGCAUACGUCUUUCCUUGCCUAUCGUCUCUUUCAUGGGAUGAAAAGCCUCACCCACUACAAUGGUGUCCCUCUCUGCGUCAUGUAUACUGAUCCGGACCGAUGCACCUAUGGCGACGCCACGACUCAAGGAUCCACGGUAGCCUUCAAUAUUAUGCGCUCGGAUGGGACAUACAUUGGUCAUUACCUAGUCGAAAGAAGUGCAAAUGCAAAGGGAAUAUAUCUUCGGUCUGGCGGGCUUUGCAAUGCUGGUGGUAUCGCUAGCUAUCUCGAAAUCGAACCAUGGCAAUACAAGCGCGCAUGGUCAGCCGGCUACCGCUGCGGCGAAGGCAAAAUUGAGUUAGUCAACGGAAAGUCAACAGGAGUAGUGAGAGUGAGCUUGGGAGCCAUGAGCACCAUCGCUGAUGUUGAUAACUUUCUAUCUUUCUUGGAAGAGGAGUAUAUUGAAGGCAUGGACAAGAUGAUGGAUCUCGCAAAAGUUGACGACCUAGGUAUUGAUCCCUUUGGCCUGGAAAUCAUGCGCAGUAACGAUAGUGGGUUUGCUUCCGCGGCUCAUUCUGCUGGCCACUCGUUCUCAUCCCCUGGACAAGUCAACGCUCGUCGAAUGAUAAGUUCUCCUAACUUGAGAUCUCCCAUGAGACCAAGAGAACCACGGGUUUACGCUCAAAAGUCUUUCUACGACCGUCGACCCACCACUGCGACUAGUCAUAUCAGCCAAGUCAGCCAGAGCAGUCAGAUCUUUCGCCCACCACCACCUGUUUCGUAUAGUCAGAGACCAGAGACUGGAAGAACCAUGGUGCCAGCAGAAAGCAUUCGGUUCUCUGAGUCAAUUGACAGAGCGUAUUAUCCAUCGAUGCCUGGCAAUUUUCAAAACACACAAACACAAAAGGGACGAAACGUUCUGAAAUUCUGGAAGCCAAGAAAGCCCCUUACAAAUGCAAGCGGUAACAACAGAUGA